CUAUAACAUAACUCAAGAAAUUAAAGAAGAUAGAUAGAGAGAGAGAGAGAGAGUAAAAACCUAAAGGGUGAUAUACUUAUAUAAAAAUUAAUUUAAGAUUGUGAUUAAGUGGUUCACUAUAUUUAAGUUACUUUGAGGAGCUACUAAUCAUGGGUCAUCACUCAUGCUGCAACCAGCAAAAGGUGAAGAGAGGGCUUUGGUCACCGGAAGAAGAUGAGAAGCUUAUUAGAUAUAUCACAACUCAUGGCUAUGGAUGUUGGAGUGAAGUCCCUGAAAAAGCAGGGCUUCAAAGAUGUGGAAAAAGUUGUAGAUUGCGAUGGAUAAACUAUCUUCGACCUGAUAUCAGGAGAGGAAGGUUCUCUCCAGAAGAAGAGAAAUUGAUCAUAAGCCUUCAUGGAGUUGUGGGAAACAGGUGGGCUCAUAUAGCUAGUCAUUUACCGGGAAGAACAGAUAACGAGAUUAAAAACUAUUGGAAUUCAUGGAUUAAGAAAAAGAUACGAAAACCGCACCAUCAUUACAGUCGUCAUCAACCGUCAGUAACUACUGUGACAUUGAAUGCGGACACUACAUCGAUUGCCACUACCAUCGAGGCCUCUACCACCACAACAUCGACUAUCGAUAACUUACAUUUUGACGGUUUCACUGAUUCUCCUAACCAAUUAAAUUUCACCAAUGAUCAAGAAACUAAUAUAAAGAUUCAAGAAACUUUUUUCUCCCAUAAACCUCCUCUCUUCAUGGUAGACACAACACUUCCUAUCCUAGAAGGAAUGUUCUCUGAAAACAUCAUCACAAACAAUAACAAGAACAAUGAUCAUGAUGACACGCAAAGAGGAGGAAGAGAAAAUGUUUGUGAACAAGCAUUUCUAACAACUAACACGGAAGAAUGGGAUAUGAAUCUUCGUCAGCAAGAGCCGUUUCAAGUUCCUACACUGGCGUCACAUGUGUUCAACAACUCUUCCAAUUCAAAUAUUGACACGGUUAUAAGUUAUAAUCUACCGGCGCUAAUAGAGGGAAAUGUCGAUAACAUCGUCCAUAAUGAAAACAGCAAUGUCCAAGAUGGAGAAAUGGCGUCCACAUUCGAAUGUUUAAAGAGGCAAGAACUAAGCUAUGAUCAAUGGGACGAUUCACAACAAUGCUCUAACUUUUUCUUUUGGGACAACCUUAAUAUAAACGUGGAAGGUUCAUCUCUUGUUGGAAACCAAGACCCAUCAAUGAAUUUGGGAUCAUCUGCCUUAUCUUCUUCUUUCCCUUCUUCGUUUUAAAUUAAUGUUUAAAUCACAGCAAAUAAACUCCGCUAAUUUGUUUAUAAGUUUGUUUAUUCACCUUUUUUCUCUUAGAGUUUGUAACGGGAUUUUCACUUUAUUAUGUAAUGAGUGUUCUAAAUUGUUGAUAAAGAGAUGGUGUGAAUGUAUGUAUAUAAAACUCAAGGUCUUGUCCUUAAUUUGAU
Molecule: messenger RNA, 1447 nt
Organism: Arabidopsis thaliana (thale cress)
Lineage: Eukaryota; Viridiplantae; Streptophyta; Magnoliopsida; Brassicales; Brassicaceae
Gene: AtMYB103
Product: myb domain protein 103
Exons: 3
Coding region: 150-1262 (370 amino acids)
Biological process (GO): DNA-templated transcription; regulation of DNA-templated transcription
Cellular component (GO): nucleus
Molecular function (GO): DNA binding
Source: RefSeq, marked reviewed